Drosophila takahashii is the source of this 1265-nucleotide messenger RNA. RefSeq lists its product as uncharacterized. The record is from RefSeq and is a predicted model, not a curated record. NCBI's taxonomy places the organism in Eukaryota, Metazoa, Arthropoda, Insecta, Diptera, Drosophilidae.
UUCAUCGAGAUCUCUUUAAAAUGCCGCCCCAGACAAAGGACGAGGAGGUCACCGAAAGAGCAGUCACAAUUCCGGAUUGGGUGAAGCCGGAAGUCUUUGCAGAUCUGCUUAAAAAGGAGGUCAAGGAUUAUAAGGAGACGAAAUGCAUGAGGGCUAAAGCAGGAGUCGCUGCUGGCGAGAACUAUGCCACCAUAAUGCUGAGAAUAGAGCUGGAUGUGGAGACAAAAGAUAAAUCCCAAACAACAAAGGCAUUCAUGCUAAAGACUCCCCACCCCUCUGAGAUGUAUCGCAAGAUGAUAGAAAAGACGGAUAUUUUCGAUGUGGAACGUGGAAUGUAUCUGGAAGUGGUGCCCGAAUUGGAGCAACUAUAUCGCGAUGUGGGUCUUGAGGUGAAGUUUGGAGCAGAAGCCUACGAGAUAGAAGCCAGCGAUUAUUACGUCCUGCUGGAGGACCUUCGUCCACGGGGUUUCCGGAACAUCAAUCGCCUCGAAGGAAUGGACCAGGCUCAUACCGAGAGUGUCCUGCGGAAAUUCGCCCAGUGGCAUGCUGCUUCUGCCGUCCGAGUGGAAACGAAGGGUCCUUACGAGGAGAAGUACAGGAAGGGCUUUUUGGAGAACGAGGAAAUCGUAGACGGGUUCUGUACGCGCAGCAUGAAGGUUUUCAUGGAUAACAUCGAGCUGUGCAAAGGUCACGAGACUUAUCUAAAGGAUUUGAAAAUCGCCUCUGCCAAGACAUUGGAAGUUGUGGACAGCCUAAACCAUCCGGGACCUGAUGAUUUCAAAGCGCUGAAUCAUGGCGAUGGUUGGUCCAAUAACAUUAUGUUCCAGUACAAUGCCAAGAACGAAAUACAGGAUACCUAUUUCGUUGAUCUUCAAAUCCCCAAGUGGGGCACAGUGGCGCAGGAUUUGUACUACUUCCUGCUCUCUUCUACAAGUUUGGAUGUCAAGACCUCAAAAUUCGAUUACUUCAUUUGGUUUUACCACUCCGAGUUGGUCAAGCACCUCAAAUUGCUGAAUUACUCAAAAGAACCGCCCACUUUAAGGAGUAUUCGUGAUGCUCUUAACAAAUACAGUGGAUGGGGUUUCAUCUGCGCCUCAACUAUAAUGGCAUAUGUUCUGCUGGAUCCCGUAGAUGGCGCUGAUAUUGAGAAAGUCCUUGGUUCCGACGACACCGAGUUCAAAAGGUCGCUCUACGUUAAUCCCAGAUUUCAAAAACAUAUGGAAGUGCUACUGCCAUGGCUACAACAUCGAGGUGCUAUGGAAUAG